This is a messenger RNA of Lottia gigantea (owl limpet), 552 nucleotides long. RefSeq lists its product as hypothetical. The record is from RefSeq and is a predicted model, not a curated record. The annotation marks the transcript as partial. The transcript has a single exon. NCBI's taxonomy places the organism in Eukaryota, Metazoa, Mollusca, Gastropoda, Lottiidae.
ACUCAUCUCACUUUUAACAUGUUGAUAACACCAAACCUUUUAGAUUUCGAUUCUUUGUAUAUCUACACAACAACACCAGAGCAAUCGUAUUAUCAAUCUCUCAAAGCUUUAGAAUAUCUACCAACGAAAGAUGUUCAAGACCUAUUUCAAUAUUACGAAGAAAACGAAGAAGAAGUGGAAAUAAAAGAUAUCAUAGAUAACUUCAUUGAAGCAAAGAAUCCAACGGAUAUAAAAGUUUUUCUUACGAAAAAUGUUAAUGGCUUAGAUUUGUCUAAUAUUGAUAGCAAACGAAAGAACUUAAUAUUGUUUGACGACUGCGUAGCGCAAAGAAAUCAAGCUGUCCAACAAGAAUUCUUCACGAAAGGAAGACAUCACAACUGUCACUGUAUAUACCAAUCUCAAUCUUUUUACGGGAUGGAUUCUAUGUUCAUUAGAAAAAAUGCAAAAUGUUUUUCAUUAUUUGAAUUAAACGAUAAAGAUUCAUCUCAAAUCAUUCAGUCGAUAAAUCACGGAAUGGACAGAGAUGCAUUUAAAAAGGUUUGUAAAGCUUAA